Messenger RNA from Thrips palmi, 665 nucleotides. RefSeq lists its product as uncharacterized. The record is from RefSeq and is a predicted model, not a curated record. The coding region runs from base 11 to 484 and encodes 157 amino acids. Lineage: Eukaryota; Metazoa; Arthropoda; Insecta; Thysanoptera; Thripidae. The transcript has 3 exons.
GGUAGGGGGAAUGGGAGGGAGAGAUGAGACCCAACUGGACCCAACAACCACCCCACCCAACAACGCAAACGAACGCCGCGCAACAAGGCUUCGCGUUUUUACACGCCGUACAGCGUUAUCCACACACGCCGCCAUGAACCCAAUCUAUCUGCCCUGUAUCUGCAACAGCCCAUUCCAUCCCGACGCUUCAACGCACGCCGCGGUAAAGCAUAGGCUGAACUCCGACCUGGAAGGCACCGGACUCGUGGCAAAGUCGCUUUACUGCAGUGUUUACCGCCAGGGCCAGGGGUCCAUCCCGACGUACUGCGUGUGGAGUGCAAUGCUGGCAAGUGAAGGGGCAAAACCAGAAGCCAUCAAUGAUGUGGUUAAAAGAACCAAGGGACGGGGCUUGGUGAUGCAGAUGGGCACAAUCACUAUCCUACGAGUCAAGUGCCAAGCGACCUCUCCGUUAGCUGCCCCCUCUCAAGGGCUCUACUUUCAUUAAUAUUGAAGAUUACUUCAACUGCACCCGUCAAGUGAUCUAGUGUAUUUGUGAGUGCAUCCCUUUAAUUGGUGUUUAAAUACAAUGACAAAUUAUUGUUAAUUUUGGUCUAGGUUCAAACCACUUUGAGGAGUUGAUGAGCGGUCUAUUGUGCCAACAUACAUAAAUGCUUUCAAUAUUGUAA